GCUCUUGUAAACUCCACCUUUUCCAAACUUUGGUCUUCCACAACGCCAGCUUUGUGGACAUUUCGUCCUGGGCCACCUUGGAGGACAUCGUCUUUGCUACCCUACAGAAAUACACCUGGACCAUCCUCUACCUCCACCCCUGGGUCUACCCAGCCCUGCCUGCAGCAGAGUGGGAGAACCUGCACUACCUGUUCAGUGUCUAUGUGAGCAGCUUCAUCCUGUCCCUGUCCAGUGAUGCCAGGCUGUACCAGACACCAUACCCCUUUGUGUUCCAGUGCAUGACCGGCUGUGACUUGUAUCCCAAUGGCUCCUAUAUCAAAUUCUACCAUCUCGCCUACAAUGCCCAUGACUUCCUCAGCUUUGAUGUGGACAACAGCUGCUGGGAGAGGCAGCAGGAGGGUGAGCUGGCGUCGCAAGUUGAGAGGCAGUUCAACAACUUCACGGGCUUCUCUGCGACCCUGCAGCACCUUCUCAAUGUCACCUGUGUUGAAUACAUGAAGAAAUUCAUAAAGUAUGGGAGGGCAGCUCUGGAGAGACAAG
This is a messenger RNA of Pelecanus crispus (Dalmatian pelican), 540 nucleotides long. The record is from RefSeq and is a predicted model, not a curated record. NCBI's taxonomy places the organism in Eukaryota, Metazoa, Chordata, Aves, Pelecaniformes, Pelecanidae.